AUGCAGACGGCAAAAAAACGCAAUAAACGCAAAUCCCAAAUGGCACCAUCAGCACCACUCGCGCCGCUGCCCAAAGAGCCCGACUACAAUAGUGUACAGCUGCGUAAUAAUUCGAAAAUUGGUAGUGUCAAUUUUACGCCCGCCGCGCCCAUGCCACAACCGCAGCAAGCACCACCAAAAAAAUUCCUCUCGUCAUUAUCGUCUUCCAAUAAUAAAAAUAAAAAAUCAAAAGUCAAUAAAUGUGAUAUUGGAGCACCGACCAAUUUUCGUCAUGUCAGUCAUGUGGGUUGGGACGCUGACAAAGGUUUCGAUUUGACGGGCAAUGAAAACGAUGAAGUACUCUCGCAAUUCUUUCAAAAGGCUGGUGUAUCGAAACAUCAACUAAAUGAUCGAGAUACGAGGGCAUUCAUAUAUGAUUUCAUACAAAGCAAUAAUGUGCUGGGCACGGUGAAACAGGAAAGUGUUGAACAGCCGCUAAAGACAACAUCACCACCACCGCCACGUGUGACACCACAAGUACCAACCAGGCAUCAGCAUCAUCAUCAUGCUCAAAAUGGCAACUCAAGCAGUAAUACUACAAUAACAACCCAAAGAUCAGCACCACCACCGCCUCCACCAGCUAGACAGCCACCACCACCAGUACCUACAACUGUGCCUGGUUUAUCGAGGGCACCUGCGCCCCCCACAAGGCCACCACCCAUAAAUGCAGCACCACCACCGCCACCAGCUCCCAUUAUGACAGCACCGCCACCACCUCCUCCACCACCAGCAGCCGGUGUACCACCACCACCUCCUCCUCCACCUCCCAUGGCUGGACCUAGUGAUAUACCCUCAAUUACUACGACAUAUGCUGCAACGGAAACUAAAGCACCCUCUAGCUUACCACCGGUUCCUGAUUCACGUAAUGAAUUCUUGGAGAGUAUACGUAAGGGAGUGCAACUUAAGAAAGUCGACACCUCAGCUCUUAGUACGGGCAGCGGUGAUUCUCGCAGUGAACUUAUGUCCGAAAUACGUAUGGGCAUUGAAUUGCGACCAGCCAAUCAACGUGAAUUAUCCACAAAUCGUGCUAGUGAUGAAAUAUCCGGUACAGAUGCUUUGGCUGAUGCUUUACGCAGAGCCCUACAAGAUCGUGUACGUGUCUUGCAAUCAUCAGACGAUGAAUCAGAAUCAUCGGGCAACGAUGACGAAUGGGAAGAUUAAAUUUAGCCGGCAAUAUACGACGAGUAUGUAUAUGUAUAUCUAGUAGGUAUGAAUGUAUGUUGUAACUAAAUGUAUGUUUGAACGAAUGAUAGAAUGAAUGACUACUGUAUGUAUAAAAAAUGGUGGAUUUAUUUUAUAUAAAUUGUAUACCAAUGAUAACAAAGAAAAAGAAAACUACUACUACUACUACGGCUUUAAUGAUACGUUGUAUGUGUACACGGGUACUACUAUUGAACAUUUCAUGUCAUGUCAUUUUAAUAAUGUUGAACUUUUACAAGCAUGUUUUGUAUUAGUAAAACAAACAUUAGUUUUAUUUUCAAUUCAAAUGUAAUAAUUUAUAAAAUGCAUUUGAUUUAAAGAAAUUUAUUUUGUAUAAAAAUGUUUAUUCUAUUUUAUUUUAAUUUAAUAAGGCA
Molecule: messenger RNA, 1613 nt
Organism: Lucilia cuprina (Australian sheep blowfly)
Lineage: Eukaryota; Metazoa; Arthropoda; Insecta; Diptera; Calliphoridae
Gene: WASp
Product: neural Wiskott-Aldrich syndrome protein
Exons: 5
Coding region: 1-1200 (399 amino acids)
Biological process (GO): actin filament polymerization
Cellular component (GO): cytoplasm; actin filament
Molecular function (GO): actin binding; microtubule binding
Source: RefSeq, a predicted model, not a curated record